Messenger RNA from Vespa mandarinia (Asian giant hornet), 2874 nucleotides. RefSeq lists its product as uncharacterized. NCBI's taxonomy places the organism in Eukaryota, Metazoa, Arthropoda, Insecta, Hymenoptera, Vespidae. The record is from RefSeq and is a predicted model, not a curated record.
UGUUCUUUUAUUAAUGCGUCAUGUUAUAUUUCUAUCAAACAAAUUAGAUGUAAAAUUCUUGAUAAGUACAACAACGUAAAUUAACAAAAUAAGUUUUGAAUGUUAGACAUAGGUUAAAAAUUAUUAAUAUUCAUUUACAAUGCCAGUUCAAUCUAAUCUAUCAAAGUGAUAACAUACCCGUAACGUUCUAACCUAUUUUAAAAGGAUACAUACAGUCGCGAGAUUUAAUGAGUCCUUUAGAAAUAUAAUUUCUAUAUAAUUAAUAUAUAAUUUUUCAUUACAACGAAGUGUUACUCGUAACAGUUAAAAAGCGAUUGAUCAAAAUCAAUGUCCAUUCGUUGUAUUUUAUCGUUCGAUCAUUUCGCUUAAUAGUCGCGUUGUGCUUCGGAAAGGAAGAAGAAGAAGAAGAAGAAGAAGAAGAAGAAGAAGAAGAAGAAAUAAAACAAGGAAAAAAGGGAAAAAAAGAUAAUACUUAUCUCGUUAAUACGAUCUACGUAUAAAAUUAAAAGUGAUAAUCAUUGUUGUAUCAUAUCAUUAAUGUAGUUAUACAUAAAUCACAUCAUUUCUCAAGAUAUAAGAUUAACGAGCUAUAUUCAAACUGAAUAAAUUAGCUACGAUAUUGGAUUCUUACGAAAAAGGAUGGAUACGUUGUGUUACUUUGAAGAAAAUUCAUUAAGAAGGCAGGACUUUCCUCCUCCAGGAUCGCGAGAAAUGGCGUACGGAAUAUCCUUUGAAGCUACUCUCAGCGGCACUGUACUUUUCCUACUGGUACUGCUACAGGCGGCACUGGUGUGGGAGGAGGUACGAGCCGCACCGGCAAAGAGAAACGACAUACUAGCUGGGACGGAGUUCCUUUCUGUCUUCAUAAACGGCGCUAUGGCGCCGGCGCCACAACGGCGACGAGGAUUCCGUCGAGGUGGUCACUCGUCAUCGUCGUCGUCUUCUUUGUCUUUGCCGUCUUCGUCGUCGUUAUCGUCGCCGUUAUCAUCGUCAUCGUCAUCGUCGUCGUCGUCGUCGUCGUCGUCGUCGUCGUCGUUGUCGUCGUCAUCGUCUUCGGCUUCGUCUUCGUCUUCAUCUUCGUCUUCGUCGGGUGACAGCGUUAGCUCAGAGUCACAACACGAAGCUUCGAUAUAUAGAAUCUCGAGGAAUCCAAGUGGCCGAAUAGGUGGCAUCGCUAGAACAUCGCAAAAUUCAUCAGGCGGACGUAAUCCCGACGAGAUCGUUCGUUUUUAUCCAAUAAGCCGUGAAAGAACAUUCGACAAUGGACAACAAAAUUUGGCCUCGCUGAUCGACGAUCUCAGUAUGGCUACGAGCUUCUCGCCGAAAGUUAACAGCAACAACGACAAUAACGAUAAUAAUAAUAAUAAUAGUAGUAAUAAUAAUAAUAAUAAUAAUAAUAACAGUAAUAAUAAUCAUCAAUCGUCCAGGUCGAAUGGUACCAGCAAUGUUAGCAAUCACAGAGGAACUAGCAGACAAAAGGUUAUAGGCGUGAGCGUAACUUCGACGGUCGAGGCUACCCCAUACAAAGUCAGAGUUGAGCAUUACGAUAGCUCUGACGCUGGUAUAAUCACCAGGCCGCCUACUUUCAUUUCGACGCCUAAGAAAAAUUCCGAUAGGUCUACGUCUAGGACUACUUCUUCACGGUCGGUAACCGAGAGAUCUACUUCGCCAACAUCUACGAGUCCAACGCCAAGUAGGACAACUACAACCGUGAUGACACCUUUACCGGCUCGUUUGGUCACCGAGGAACUAACUAAUAUCGUCUCGGAAUCAAAUAGAAGUGAAUUCACCGUCGACGAGAGUUUGCCGAGAACAAGCUGGCGUCAUCGGAGUGGAUCGAUCACUCCAAGAACAACGAGCAAACAUACCUCGGUAUAUGGAUCGUCCGAUAAGCAACGUUUGGAAAGCAGUACUAUAUUGGAUAAUGAUAAUCAAUCUGGUACAGCCGAGGUAACUGAAGAAAAUUACGAACUAUCCGAGGAGAAUUCUGAACCGCAUGAAAUACACGAGGAACCAAUGGAAAUAGAUUCGGAACAAUUACAGCCGCAGGGUAGGAAAGCCGGUAGACAUUACGAGGGUUCUCACUUUAACAGAGCCAAUUUGAAAUACGGCCAAUCGUCGAAAGGUUUCAAAUCGUCCCGACAAUAUAGCAGUGAACCCGCUAAGGUAUACAGCGAACCUUCGAAGGUUUAUGGUGAACCGGAAAAAGUCUAUGGCGAGCCAGCUAAGGUCUAUGGUGAACCAUCGAAGGUUUAUAGCGAACCAGCCAAAGUCUAUAGCGAACCAGCUAAGGUAUACGGAGAACCGGCUAAGGUUUAUGGGGAGCCUGAAAAAAUCUAUGGUGAACCAUCGAAAGUUUAUUCGGAACCAUCGAAGAUCUAUUCCGAACCGGCCAAGGUAUAUUCCCAACCAUCUAAGACCUAUGGCGAACCUAGCAAAUUAUAUGAUUCGGAAGGGCAACCAUUGAUUAGAAGAAACGAACACGUGUCAGGUGAUGAACCUGACGAGGAAAAUUACGAGGUCGAUGAAUCGGUCAGUGUCGGUAGCAAUGGGAAAGCUUAUGGUCCCCAAUUGACGAUAACCGAAGCACCAAAUUCUUCGGACGUUGAAGAUGGUCACAAGGUCGGUUACGUCGAGGAAGGUCGCAAUUAUCACAAGUACAGAGUUGAAGAAAGGACACCCGAUGGUUUCAUCGUUGGUGAAUAUGGCGUCGUCAGUCAUGACGAUGGCUCGCUCAGAGGUGUUAGAUACACCGCUGAUGGUACCAUAGAUCCUAGACUGAUCUACGACGCGCUUAUGAAGUUCCUGGCACUCUGAGAAUCGAAAAGAAAGAUGAUGGAUAUGAAAGAAAAGGGGAAGGCCUUUUUUUUUCCC